UUAUGAUUGAUUCUCUGGCAAUCUUUUAACCCUUCGAAUGUUCUCCACGUUUGGCCGAAAUAUUGAUCACUUCCGGGUAGCGGAUGAAUCGUAUGGGCAAUAUAUUGUUAUGUACGCCUAAAGAAAAGCAUUUUUUUGGAUUGCACGUUACUUGUUACUUUUCAGUUCUUAGUGUACCAUAUUCGAUUAGGGUGUUUGGGUAAAUACGUUUUUAUGGUUAUUAUGAAUUCUAUAGUCUUUCAUAUCCGCAUAUGCUCAAAUAAAACAUGGCACUAUAUCUCCCGUAAUAGUUUCUAGGACAAUAGUAAAAUUAACUAAUUAAAAAUGAAGUCAUCGGGAUGUAGCGCUAUAAUUCUGAUAGUAGUGAUAUCAAAUCUUCAUUUGAAUGCCCAAAGAUCCACAAAGAAGCCGGCAAGGUUGAAGGCAACCAGAGAUCCAAUGACUUGUCCUGAUGAUUGUGCUUUGAAAAGAAGAAUAGGAAAAGUUGAACUUCGAUUUGAAGGUGAUGUUUCGGAAAUUAAGGCAUCCUGUCUUCAAGAAAUUGAUGCCAUUCGGUCACAGUUUUUAGAUCGCAACAUCAGCCGUGUUCAUUUAACAACUCAAUCUGAAACAAAAGAAAAUGUUGAUGGAAAAAUAUCAAGGGCUGUGGCUCAGUUUAAAUUUGUAAUCUCGAAGCAACAAACUAAGCUUGAAAAUGCUUUGAGUCAGGUUGAAAAGUUAUCUGCUUUGCCGUCUCUAGAAGAAGAUUUGUAUGAAAGUAGUCAAAGACAAGUCGAACUGUCUAACACAAUCAACGUGAUGAAUCAAACACUGAUGAUUUUACAACAACAAAACAUUAAUUUACAGCAACAAACCCAGGCCAUUCGCUCACAAAAUACAGUUCUUCGGGCAAGUAAUGAUGAAUUGAGUGAAGAGAACCGACAGUUGAUGGCAGUAGUGAGAUCUAUGAAGUCAAACAGUCGCGAUGGUCUCCGAAUCACAGACGCAGAAGAGAAUAUAUUGAAACAAAUGGCCAAGCUAAAUGCCCUACAAGGGCAAUUUGACUGGCUGUCUGAUCAGCUAAACGUGAUCUCAGACAAAAUGGAUGAAGUCGCACUAGAAGCAGCUAAAGCGGCAGAAACUGCCGGGCGCGCUGAAACUCUUUCUAACAAAGCAAUCUCCGUCGCAAGACGUCAGCCGACAAAUAGUGAUCGGAAGGAGCAGCUAGUUCCAAAGAAUUUACCUCAACCGGAUGAGCCACCAAGCGAUUGCUGGGAAUUAUUUGAAAUGGGAUACAAUAUUUCUGGAAUCUAUCGAGUGAGACCAUAUAGAUCACGAGAGACAUUCCAAGUCUACUGCGAGCAAUCUUACAAUGGUGGAGGAUGGACGCUUAUUCAAAAGCGUCGGGACGGAUCAGUGGAUUUUAAUAGGAAUUGGCAAGCAUAUGCCGAUGGUUUUGGAGAUGUUGAUGGCGAAAUGUACUUGGGGAAUGAUAAAAUAUUUUAUCUAACCAACCAAGAUGUUUACAGGCUCCAAGUUAUAUUACUCGAUUGGGAAGGUCAUCGGGCAUAUGCUGAAUAUGAAGGAUUCCGUGUUCACAGCAAUAACGAUUACUACUCGGCACAGUUAGGACAAUAUACUCGUGGUACAGCGGGGGAUGCAUUUAGAGGUGCAGUGGAUGAUGGCUCCAGAAAUGCGCAUCUUGCUCGAUUUACAACAACUGAUGUUGAUAACGAUAAUUGCAGGCCUUGUUUUGUUGAUAGAGAUGAAUUUGAAAAUUGUGCCGACCUAGAGGGUGGUGGGUGGUGGUUCAGAGCCUGCUCUGAUUCCAAUUUAAACGGAAGAUACAUUCAACCACAAGAUUUCCCUGCUUGCGGAGAUGGAUGUUACGGAAUAACUUGGAGAACAUGGAGAAAUGAUCCGAAUUAUUCUCUUAAAGCCACUAUCAUGAUGAUCAAGCCGUUAGCUGCUACGGAAGAAUCCUAGUUUGGAUAUUUUGUCCUAUUUUGGAUAUUUCAUUACAUCUCACUUGUGGUUUUGAUCUCACUGAAUCUACGUAGUUGGUCAUUUCAAUCAAUUUCUACCAAAUGUACAAAAUCGGCUGGUUGCAGUCAGCACAUUUUUCUAUUAAGGGAGUAUGGUAGUGACACCUGGUUUUUAAUAUGUGAUCAAUCAAAUCAACAACAUAGUCGGUGCAAUAUUAGCAAAAUAAGUUGGUGAGUGCAGUCUUUGUACAAAGUAAGAUGUACUUCGAUAUCUACUCACAGCAAUCACUUUGAAGUCAGAUUUUGCAAAAGCAGUAUGAAGAGAAGUGCAAAUGCUUAUGAAAAUUGUUAUUGUUGUUUUAUUACGGGAAUCUUUAUUACUAUAUAGUAUAUACACAAACCAUUUGUGAUUCAUGAGUUUUGUAGCUUUUUCGCAAAGGUCAAGUCUUCUUCAGACGAGUUUGCCAACAUUACAAGGGUAUCGACCUCUAUUUUCUCAUUUACCCCCUGUCAAAUUUCAAAAGUGAAAUUUAUUUUACACCUAAUUAAUCUCUCCGUAAAAAUAUGAAAAUCUGUGGCGCUGGACUUAACCAUAAAUUAUUAUGCAACAAGGAAGGAACUUUUAAUCUUAAUAUUGGCCAUAUUCAAUGGAGUCAGGAAAUCGCUGACUU
Molecule: messenger RNA, 2635 nt
Organism: Styela clava
Lineage: Eukaryota; Metazoa; Chordata; Ascidiacea; Stolidobranchia; Styelidae
Biological process (GO): blood coagulation
Source: RefSeq, a predicted model, not a curated record